This is a messenger RNA of Lithohypha guttulata, 1299 nucleotides long. It is a transcript of the gene VPS4, whose product is annotated as Vacuolar protein sorting-associated protein 4. NCBI's taxonomy places the organism in Eukaryota, Fungi, Ascomycota, Eurotiomycetes, Chaetothyriales, Trichomeriaceae. The transcript has 3 exons. Bases 1 to 1299 code for a protein of 432 amino acids. Gene Ontology annotation, biological process: vacuole organization; endosomal transport. Gene Ontology annotation, molecular function: ATP binding; ATP hydrolysis activity. The record is from RefSeq and is a predicted model, not a curated record.
AUGUCGAACACCGACUUCCUAGGUCGAGCGAUUGAUACAGUCAAGAAAGCCAUCGAGUUAGACACCGCAGGAAACUACGAGCCAGCAUAUCAACAAUAUUAUGCCGCCCUCGAACUAUUCAUGCUCGCUCUCAAAUGGGAGAAAAAUGCAAAGUCGAAGGAGAUGAUCCGUGCGAAGACCGGAGAAUAUAUGGAGCGAGCUGAGAAGCUCAAGGCGCACAUACAGAAUCAAACAGACAAGCAAAAACCUGCGGCGAUGGGUGCUAAUGGCAAAGCCAGUAAUGGCGCAGGUGCUGGUAAAGAGGAUACUGAGGAAGACGCAGACUCGAAGAAGCUGCGAGGUGCGCUACAAGGCGCCAUAUUGACAGACAAGCCAAAUGUGAAGUGGGAGGAUGUUGCAGGUCUGGAAGGAGCAAAAGAGGCACUAAAAGAGGCAGUCAUAUUACCCAUCAAGUUUCCACAUCUAUUUCAAGGAAAGAGACAACCCUGGAAAGGUAUAUUACUCUACGGCCCGCCAGGAACGGGAAAGUCGUAUCUCGCAAAGGCGGUGGCAACAGAAGCGAACAGUACUUUCUUCUCCGUGAGCAGUUCCGAUCUAGUAAGCAAAUGGAUGGGUGAGUCAGAACGAUUGGUCAAACAGUUAUUCAACAUGGCAAGAGAAAAUAAACCAGCGAUCAUAUUCAUCGACGAAGUAGAUGCGCUUUGCGGACCAAGAGGAGAAGGCGAAUCAGAGGCAUCAAGGAGAAUAAAAACUGAAUUACUGGUACAAAUGGAUGGUGUAGGUAAGGAUUCGAAAGGAGUGCUGAUUCUGGGCGCAACAAAUAUACCCUGGCAGUUGGACGCUGCUAUACGGCGACGUUUUCAAAGAAGAGUGCAUAUUUCAUUACCCGACAAGCCUGCGCGCAUGCGCAUGUUUGAACUAGCGGUCGGCGACACAAAAUGUGAGCUCACUCAGCAAGAUUACAAGACUUUGGGAGAUAUGACCGAAGGCUACUCUGGCUCUGAUAUCAGCAUUGCUGUGCAGGAUGCUCUAAUGCAGCCCGUGAGGAAAAUUCAGCAGGCCACACAUUAUCGACCGGUCGAGGUUGAUGGCGUAGAAAAGUUCACACCAUGCUCACCAGGCGCACCAGGAGCGAAAGAAAUGACAUGGAUGGAUGUCGAUGGAGAAAAGCUACUCGAACCACCACUAGUUGUCAAAGAUUUUAUUCGUGCUAUCAAGGCUAGUAGACCAACCGUCAGUGGUGAAGACUUGAAGAGGAACUCGGAAUGGACAGCUGAGUUUGGUUCGGAAGGAGCAUAG